GAUUGAGAGCGCAAGCGAGCCAAGGGGGGGCCUCUGCCUGUGAAGGAUGCUGAAGAAGAGCACCCUGGUCCUCUGGGGCGUGGUGCUGUUUGUGGCCUGGAACGCCCUGCUCCUUUUCUUCCUGUGGACCCGGCCCCCAGCCUUCGACAACCACAGCCACUUGACCGAGGAGGUCAUCCGGCUGGCCCAGGACGCGGAGCUGGAGCUGGAGCACCAGAAGGACCUGCUGCGGCAGAUCCACCGGUACAGCGCCCUCUGGAGCAAGAAGAGGAAGAAGGUGGAGGAGACGGGUCGGUUCCCGCCGCCCGCUGCCGCCUCCAACCCUGGGGCUUUGCCCGCCACGGAGGUCGUCCUGCACCGGUCCCGGGCCUCCCCGGAUGCAGUCCUGCCCGUGGUGGUGAUCGCCUGCGACCGCAGCACGGUGCGUCGGUGCCUCGACAAGCUGCUGCACUACCGGCCGUCCCGGGAGCGCUUCCCCAUCAUCGUGAGCCAGGACUGCGGGCACGAGGAGACGGCCCGGGUCAUCGCCUCCUACGGCGACGCCGUCAUGCACAUCAAGCAGCCGGACCUGAGCGACAUCCCGGUGCCCACGGACCACCGCAAGUUCCAGGGCUACUACAAAAUCGCCCGACACUACCGCUGGGCCUUGAGCCAGGUUUUCCGCACCUUCCAGUAUCAGGCGGCCAUUAUGGUAGAGGACGACCUGGAAGUGGCUCCAGAUUUCUUCGAGUACUUCCAGGCGGCCUUCCCGCUCCUGCUGGCUGACCCCAGCCUCUGGUGCGUCUCGGCCUGGAACGACAAUGGCAAGGAGCAGAUGGUGGAGGCCGGCCGGCCGGAGCUGCUCUACCGUACAGACUUCUUCCCCGGCCUGGGUUGGCUGCUGCUGUCGGAGCUGUGGGACGAGCUGGAGCCCAAGUGGCCCAGGGCCUUCUGGGAUGACUGGAUGAGGCAGCCGGAGCAGCGGCGUGGCCGCUCCUGCAUUAGGCCCGAGGUCUCCCGCACCAUGACCUUUGGCCGCAAGGGCGUGAGCCAUGGGCAGUUCUUUGACCAGUACCUGAAGUUCAUCAAGCUCAACGACCGCUUCGUGCCUUUCACCCAGCUGGACCUCUCCUACCUCAAGAAGGAGGAGUAUGAGCGUUCGUUCCUGCCCAAGGUCUACGACGCCCCGGAGCUGCGGGUGGAGGACCUGCAGGGCAACCAGCAUCGGGAACUGGGCACCGUCCGCGUGCAGUACAGCAGCCGCGACUCCUUCAAGGCCUUCGCCAAGGCCCUGGGCGUUAUGGAUGAUCUCAAGUCGGGGGUGCCCCGGGCCGGCUACCGUGGCAUCGUCAGCUUUCUCUACCGCGGCCGGCGGGUCUACCUGGCGCCCCCUUCUGACUGGACGGGUUAUGACCCCAGUUGGAGUUAGCACCGUCUCUCCCCGGACAUUGACCCUUGAGCAUGUUGGACCCGUAAAGAUCAUGGAGCGGGUGGGCGGGCUGUGUGUGUGUGGGGCGGGGACUCAGACCUUGUAUUUUUGUUUUCUGAGUGGCAUUCGAGUGCAUUCCGGGACGAGGCGGGGUGUGUGUGUGUGUUUGUGCACUUAAUACUGGGGGAGGCAGGAUUAUUGUGUUGCCCGGAUGUGGGAGGCAGGGGACUGGGAUGGGGCAUGCUGAGGCUUUCCCCAUUGCCCUCCCCCUCCGCCCCCCCAGAGCCUAUCCCCUUUCUGACAUUGUGAUCUCCCUCUACCAUGUCCCUGGUGGUUUCUCCAUGGUGCAUGGGUGGGGUCAGAGCCAAUGCUGAACCGAACUGACUGACCAGUGGCUACUUUCCCAGCCUCUGUGAGCUGCGGGGGAAGAACGGAGAGAGGGGAGUGACCACCUCAACCCAGGAGGGCCUAAUGGUGAUGCCAGGACCUGCUUAGGACCUUUUGGCAGUUCCCACCUCGCCAUCCUUAGUUGGGGGCAGUGUGGGAGUGGGCAGGGGUCGCUUCUGGCUAUAGCUGGGAGGGAGCAUUGGAGAUGACGGGGCGCCCUUGAUGGUCCUCGAGCCCAUCGUUAGCUGUAGGGGAGUUGUGCAGGGGCAGGGAUCUUUAUGUCCUUGAUGGCCUCUUUGGUGUCUCCAUCAGACCUUCUCUAGCAUGGCUGGAGCAUCAGAACCUUCUCACCUUUUGACCUGUGCAGUGGUCCCCAAGCAGCCCUCUGGGUCAGGGGUGUGUGAGGAGUUGUCCUGGCUUCCUCUAUCCAGCAACAUUGCGUCCCCCUAGUGUUCCUCUGCUUGCAGAGGGCGUUCCCCCACGGUGGUCCCUUCACUUUGUUCUUCAUUGCCGCUUUUCUACGCUGUGCGCAGAGGAAGCUUGUUACGGAGCCGGGGCUCUGCAAUCUGGCUUGUGUCACUCUCCCUGGCAAGGAAGGGAGAGAUCCGAGCUUGUGGCCUGCCUUAAUCCUCACCGGGGGCCUCCAUCCUUUCCCGGGUUGAAGUUCGGUUCAAAGUUGGCUCAGUCCCUGCCCGCUGGUGGCUGAUUCCCUUACUGCCAUGGUUGAGAGGACCAUUGAUGUAGCAAUGGGGAGAUAUCACCAUGGAGGAGAACCCCAGGAGUGCUGGGACACAAGAAGAGGGGCUCUCUGACAACGAGCCCUGCCUUAUCUAUGGGAGUAGAGCCCCCUCUCCAGUCUCUUAGAGGUGCUGCUAAGCUGUUCAAGAGCCAGUUUGGGGAGGGAGAGUUACAGUUCAGACCUCAUUUGGCCAAAACAUAGACCACACCAAAGGGUAACUUUUCCCCCCGCUGUAUUAUUUUGCUGUAUUGUCCUGUUUCUGUUUUAAAUCCCCUUGUAUCUU
This is a messenger RNA of Mauremys mutica (yellowpond turtle), 2817 nucleotides long. Its product is annotated as alpha-1,3-mannosyl-glycoprotein 2-beta-N-acetylglucosaminyltransferase-like. Lineage: Eukaryota; Metazoa; Chordata; Testudines; Geoemydidae. The coding region runs from base 47 to 1408 and encodes 453 amino acids. Gene Ontology annotation, cellular component: Golgi apparatus. The transcript has a single exon. The record is from RefSeq and is a predicted model, not a curated record. Gene Ontology annotation, biological process: protein N-linked glycosylation. Gene Ontology annotation, molecular function: alpha-1,3-mannosylglycoprotein 2-beta-N-acetylglucosaminyltransferase activity.